AUGCUCCAUUGUCAUUUCAGUAGUUAUUUGCAUAUUCUUACACAACAAUCGGCACUCAAGAAUCCACGAUAUAGGCAAAGGAUAGAUUGAUUUUGCACUCAGUUCAAAGUCCGAUAUGUUGGAAAAGAUAAAACAUUAAAAAGUGUCCCGUGAGCGCAAACUUAUUUGUACAGUACACUCGGAUCCGAACGUACAUAUGUAGUAUUAUAUGUACAAUAUAUACAAUAUGUACAACUCGUCUCUGGUCACCCACUUCCACUCGGGGUUUUCGACUUGCAUUGCUCGCCAAAGUUUUUCUAUCCAGCUGUCCACGAGAGGGCAAUGAAGAACGCACGAACACGAGCGAGGAGCAAACGAGUGAGCGAUCAGAAGUGAGCAAGAGCACGAAUGUGUAUGAGUGUAUGCCCUGUUACCAUGGGGUGAAGGAGACAAAGAGCCCUCAGUCUAGAGCUCAGUCCAAUUGCAGUCCCUUGUACACACUCACUGAGGUUGUGCGAGGGUAAGGGGUAGGAAGGGGUACGGAUUGUGAGGAUUACUUUUGACAGAAGCGCACACAUCACGUCUCAAGAGUGUUUUCGGUUGUGAUUUCUUGGAUUCUUGGAUCCAAGGAAAUGUGAUUAAGACCGAGGGGAGGCUUCUCUCAACAGGUCAUUGUGCUUUCCUCAGACACAAAGCCUGUGUUUCCUGCCCUUUGUCGUCUUGUUUUGAAAGCUUGAUACUUUAGUCCUCCUGACAGUCGGAUUUGGGGAUCGAGAUCAUGAGAAUAUGGAGUGUUGUACUUGAAAGAGAAACACUUGUUUGAUUUGCCCAUGCGGAUUGAAGAGAACCUGUUUUUUUGGCAUGGUGUUAGCUGAUGUCCCUCGUUAUAUCCUGUGAUCUGUGCACUACUCAAAUCGUGGGUUUCAUGUGCUUCAUUGAGACCAGAGGAACGUUCUCGUCUAAGGUGGCGGUUCCAAGAACACUGGAAUUACAACGUUCCAGUGCGCAAAGAUAGGCCUACUUUGCACUGUCGUGUUUGAGCGGAUUACAAUCGAGCUUGUUCAAUUGCGCACUCUAUUGUUGAUAGACGUUUGCUUGGGAAUAGUCCGCUUUCCUCGACAGUCGCCAAGCAAGCGUGUGGUCCUUCGAUUUUUGACGAAUCAGUACAAAAUCAAUGAAAAUGGGUAACAAGGACCUUAAGCUCCAGCAGCAGGAGAGGCAGCUCCUCCAACCCAAGAAGCUUAAGUUCAACCGAAUGAACACGGACAUUGAGAAACUCAAGACCAAGGACAUUGAGCCCGAGAUAAUGGAACAUUUGGAUCCAGAGGCCAAUCUCCAACCAGUCAUAACUGAAUAUGCGUCCCAUCCCCAACGGUGGUGGCUCUUGAUAACUGUGAUUCUACUCAAUUUAGCCAAUUACAGCCAUUGGGUGGCGUUCCCGUCGGUGACGAAAAUGGCGGCAAAAUAUUACGACCAGGCAGGAGAGACCAUGGACCUCAUUCCCACCAUCUCAUAUGGGCUUGGUGUGCCAUGUUGUCUUCUGGCUACCUAUGUGGUAGAAAACAUUGGUCUGAAGGUUGGCCUUCACAUCGGGGGACUUCUCACGGGUCUGGGCGGAGCUUUGUGCUGCCUGAGCAGCUUUCCGUACCUGGCUGAUGAUAUUCCAGACAACACUAAAUUCAUAUUGGCCUUGAUUGGUCAGGCAAUGACGGGCAUCGCUUGUCCCUUUAUCUCAUGCGUACCCACCAAGAUCAGUCAGCAUUGGUUCAGCGACAAUCAGAGGACCAUGGCCACCAUUUUGAUCGGCAUGUCCAAUCCGAUGGGACUUGUCCUGGGCCAAGCCAUUACCCCGUUUAUUGUCAGAGCACCAAGUGAUAUUCCCACCAUGAAUAUCGUGUGGUUUAUCCCUGCAGCCUUGGGCACAAUCUUAACUCUGUGGAAGGUGACCUCGGACCGGCCUCCAAGCCCACCAAGUCCAAGUGCCGCCAUGCAGACCAUCCAGCCCAAGAAUUAUUUGCACAGCAUCAAGGAGCUCGUCACAAAUAAGGCGUUCAUCAUCAUGUUCUUCUUCAUUGGCGGCGCCAUGGGAUACGUGUCGACUAUCUCGACCAAAAUUGAGCAGAUCCUUUGUUCCAGUGGCUAUUCUGAUCAGCUCUCGGGAGUGGCUGGAGCCCUUAUCCUUUUCAGCGGGUUCCUGUCAUCCUUUGUCUUUGGGAUUAUUGCCUACAAAACGAAGCAGCUAGUCCUCAUCUGCAGAAUUGCGAGCAUCAUUGGCAUCGUCGCCAUGAUCCUCAUAGCCUACUUCUUCCGCGUGCCGGACAACUCCAUUCCGAUUCUCAUUUCAUGCUCUCUCCUAGGAGCCGCAGCUCUUGGCGUGUACCCGUUGGGACUUGAAUUGGUGGUUGAGUGCACAUAUCCCAUCGAUCAGGCCACUGGGACAGCCUUUCUGUUCCUCUCCAGUGCUAUCCAAGGGGUUCUAUUGAUGCAAGUGGAGAACCUUGUGGGACAACCUCUCUCUGCCGAGAAGAUGAAAAUACAGUCCUGCGUGGCCAUGGAUGACGAAGGCCAUCAGCAGCCCAAAGACUAUGGGGCCUAUCUCAAUUUCAUCACCUGCUACAUGAUCUUCUUCGUCCUCUUGUUUGUCCUCUUCUUCCGCACCAAAAUGAAUCGAACCAAUGCCGAUUGGCAACAUCAUCACCGAGUGGAACCAAUGCCUUCUGUGGUUACCCAGACCUCUUUGAUAGCGGAUACUCCCGAUGACAGUUCAAUGGAAAGUGGAUCCCUUGCAAGUCAACACCGAGGGCCCUAAGGCAAUUGGCAAAUCACUACAAAGCUCAAUUGUCCAUGGAGUGCUCGCAAUACAUAAAGAGACAAAUAGUUUUAUUGUAAAAAUAAGAUGUUGACUACCAUCCUUCUUGGACGUAUUGCCAAAGAGAGACUGCAUCCAAACCUGUCAGAGGAUUUUUCUACACCAGUUGAAUCAAAUAUUUCUACCAUGUACUUCUGUUAAUAGUUCCGAAAAUACAUCACAUGAAUCAAUGCAUAAUACACA
Tigriopus californicus is the source of this 3031-nucleotide messenger RNA. Its product is annotated as solute carrier family 49 member A3-like. Gene Ontology annotation, molecular function: transmembrane transporter activity. The coding region runs from base 1154 to 2788 and encodes 544 amino acids. The record is from RefSeq and is a predicted model, not a curated record. The transcript is spliced from 3 exons. Gene Ontology annotation, biological process: transmembrane transport. Gene Ontology annotation, cellular component: membrane. Lineage: Eukaryota; Metazoa; Arthropoda; Copepoda; Harpacticoida; Harpacticidae.